Molecule: messenger RNA, 7095 nt
Organism: Falco peregrinus (peregrine falcon)
Lineage: Eukaryota; Metazoa; Chordata; Aves; Falconiformes; Falconidae
Product: gamma-aminobutyric acid receptor subunit rho-2
Exons: 9
Coding region: 1796-3265 (489 amino acids)
Biological process (GO): chemical synaptic transmission; nervous system process; monoatomic ion transmembrane transport
Cellular component (GO): membrane; neuron projection; synapse
Molecular function (GO): GABA-A receptor activity; neurotransmitter receptor activity; extracellular ligand-gated monoatomic ion channel activity
Source: RefSeq, a predicted model, not a curated record
GUUUAUUAAAAAAAACCCGAACAACUGGUAAUAUUCUUGAAUGCUGUGAGAUCACAUAUACAAGCAAUAGACCAACAGUUGUUAGGGUUUUGAGUGGUUUUGUCUGUGAAUGUUUUAAGUACUGCAGGGAACGAAAAGAAAGCAACCAGUGGAAUAAUUUUCAUCUGGUAUUACUGUUCAGAUUUAAAUGUAUUCUAGCAUGUUUAUUUCAAAGACAGUGAAAUUUAGCUAACUUUUGUUUUGUUGCUGUCAAACAUGAUAGCACUGACUUAAGUGAGAUUCUCAUCCUGUUUCUCAGCAACUACUUACCAAGCUGUCUGCAGUUUUCCUAAAUUUUGUUAAAUAUAGGAUGUGUUAGUGUUUUGAAACGUUAAGGUAGCUAUAACAACUCCUAAAAUAAGGAAAUUAAAAUUAAACAUGGAAAUUAAAAAAAAAAAAACACCAAAACAAACAAAACCAAAACCCGCGGGGUUUUUUAACAUUUCUUGUGGGUUAUUGAAAAUCUAAUUUGCAGGUACAAUGGAACAAAGAUCAAAACAGUUUUCUUCAGAGGUUCAGACAGAAGUAUGUAGUUUGUUCAGCCAGUUCAGCAGUUACAUUCUGCUGCAGAACAAUUUGAUGGCAAUAUAUUGAUGUAUUUCUAAAUCAUCUGUACAUUUAUUUCAUUAGAAAUUAAAAAAUACCAUACAAAACCCUUGAAACCCCCACCAAAUCCCCCCCAAACCUCUCCACGUCCUGUAGCCUCUAAGAAUCUUUGAGAGGAAGUUUUGUUUCCUAGUUGGUGUGUUGCUUGAAUACCCUAAAUAUUCAAGUCUUGCAAGCUUGGGCUCACAGGAGAGUUCUGGAAGAGGUCUGACCCAGAAGAUGGUUUUGCUGGCUUUUGACUUGCUUACUCCUCUAGAAACUUCGCUCUGAAUGUGCUUUUCCUCUCCUGGAGACUCACUGCUAUGCCAAGCAAACUUGUGCUCUCGUACCUGUGCCACGUGCUGGCUGUUAGUAAAGCAGGGAAGCCUUCUGCAAAGAGGCAUUCUGCAUUGCCCUCGGAAUGAGCUGGGAGAAAAUAAGCUUCAAAGGGUUUCUGAAAACAGCCUUUUGCAAUUAAGGAAAUAGCUGCUUUUCACUUUUAUUUCAAUCUUCAUUAAUAAAAUCUAAAAUGCCUGGUUGUGCAAAUACCUAUUUAAAAAUAAAAUAAUGGGAGCUUGUUUUAUGUAAGGAGUCAAUUGCAUGUAUAGGUACUUUGGGCAUUAGUAUGUUUUAAGUUUCCUUUAAAAGUUAACGGUAAAUAAAGUCAUCGUUUUCAGAGGAAAUAGCUCACCUUUUAUUUUUAACAGCAUCAAGAGUGAGACUAGAUCAGAAGAUAAAAUCUCAGCUGCUAUAAACCCAUCAAAGCACAUACAUUUUGCAACGAUACGCAUGUCUGAAACGUGGCACAGGCAGUUUCCAGCUGAAAAAAGAUGCUGUGUGAAGGAACAGAAAACCUAAUGAAAAGGGACAGCCUGGUUUUACACGGUCUGGCAGGAGAGUAGCACUGUGCUGAGAUUAGGGGACUGAGCAAAAAGCUGGCAUGCAGAAUUGCGGGGUUUUACAUAACGGCUUUAGUAAAUAUCCUUUAGGACCCAGUGGAAAUGUUUGGUGAGGCAAACUUCACGAGCCAUGGCCAAUCAUUUAGCGGUGAUGAGGGAGAAGCUCUGAGUGAGAAGCCUCUGAAAGCCUGUGGAAAACACCACGUCAGGAAAGCGGCGGUUCUACCACUCAUCGCCCAUGGACACUCGACGCUGGAAUUUGAAUUGAUUCAAUGUUUAAACCCAGGGGGACUUAUACGACAGGAGCUUACUGGAGUACAGAGUGCCCGACUGCUAUUUCCAGCAAGAUGCCUUAUUUUGCAAAACUCCUUUUAUUAAUCUUUUGCUUAGUUCUUCUUGUGGAAAGCAGAAAGCACAGGAGGAGGAGGUGGACAAGCCAGCUGGAGGUACAGAGGGCGAGUCACAUCUACAUGAAGAACCGUGAUGUAACCAAAACCUGGAAAGGAAAGACAGAGCAGCUUCUCAGAGUCGAUGACCAUGACUUCACCAUGCGGCCGGCUUUUGGAGGCCCUGCAAUUCCUGUUGGGGUGGAUGUGCAAGUUGAAAGCUUGGACAGUAUUUCUGAGGUUGACAUGGAUUUCACUAUGACACUGUACUUAAGGCACUACUGGAAGGAUGAGCGUCUCUCAUUUCCCAGCACCACCAACAAGAGCAUGACCUUUGAUGGCAGGCUGGUGAAGAAGAUCUGGGUCCCCGAUGUCUUCUUUGUGCAUUCCAAAAGGUCCUUUAUUCACGAUACCACCACAGACAACAUCAUGUUGCGAGUGUUCCCUGAUGGUCACGUCCUCUACAGCAUGAGGAUCACAGUGACAGCAAUGUGCAACAUGGACUUCAGCCGCUUCCCCCUGGACUCUCAGACAUGUUCUCUGGAGCUGGAAAGCUAUGCUUACACUGAUGAAGAUCUGAUGCUGUAUUGGAAAAAUGGGAAUGAAUCUCUGAAAACCGAUGAAAAGAUUUCUUUAUCUCAGUUUUUGAUACAAAAAUUCCACACUACAUCGAGACUGGCUUUCUACAGUAGCACAGGUUGGUACAAUCGCCUCUACAUAAACUUCACUUUACGCCGACACAUCUUCUUCUUCUUGCUCCAAACCUACUUCCCCGCCACCCUCAUGGUCAUGUUGUCCUGGGUGUCCUUCUGGAUCGAUCGCCGAGCAGUUCCUGCCAGAGUCUCUUUGGGGAUCACCACCGUGCUAACCAUGUCCACGAUCAUCACUGGGGUGAACGCCUCCAUGCCUCGUGUUUCCUAUAUCAAAGCAGUGGACAUUUACCUGUGGGUCAGUUUUGUGUUUGUCUUCCUCUCAGUGCUGGAAUACGCGGCUGUGAAUUACCUGACUACGGUGCAAGAGCGGAAGGAGAGGAAACUGCGGGACAAGUUUCCAUGUAUGUGUGGAAUACCUCAUUCGAAAACUAUGAUGCUGGAUGGAAACUACAGUGAAUCUGAUGCCAACAGCCUGGCAGGAUAUACAAGAAACCAGAUGGUCCCAGAGGAAGAAAAACAAGAAAAGAUGGUUGUGCACUUAGCUAUGAGCAAUGAAUCUAAUUCAUCAAGGAAGAGAGGCUUGAAGGGCCAUGUGGGCUUGCGCAUUAUCCAGAACACUCAUGCAAUUGAUAAAUACUCAAGAUUAAUAUUUCCAGGCACCUUUAUAUUUUUUAAUUUGAUAUAUUGGUCUGUCUUUAGCUAAGCAUGCUGGCUCAGCAGUGACUGAAGCAGAAGACAUUUACAAAACUCUCUUUUGUUGGUUCUUUUUCAUCCUAACCUGGAUGCAAAGCCAGAAAACUGAUUAUUUUAUUGCUUCUUUGGAGGGUAAAGGGCAGGGCACAUCCUCCAGUGGGCAACUUCAUGCGCAGGCAUCAUGGAGGUACCUGCUGUUCUGGUUGCUUUCCAACCCACAUCCCAGUUCCCACUUCCAUUAAGACACGUCUUUUCUCAUACUUGAAAAUAUGUGCUCACCGUUCACCCAAAAGGUGCUGUAUGUUCAUUUGGGGCUAGCCAUGCUGGUGGCCCGCCGUGCAAUGGACAACCGGAGACAGUGCUCAUGUGGGCUGUCAGGGAUUAGACUACUGCAGCUUGCAAGGGGAGGUCUGGACAGUGCAUCUCCUGCAAGGGAACUGAAUGAGGCCUUUCCUUUUCAAAAUCUCUGCUUUUGAGAAAAUAAUUUUAUUUAUCUUUGACAUAUGAACUUCAUGUUUUGUUCCAUUGGUUUAUGAAAAAGACCUCCUUUUAGGGUCCAAAUUCUGCUUUCUCUGGAUAGGACCUUCAUCCAUACCCUUAGGACAGUCGGCUGGCCAGGGUCAACAGGGCUGGUUACGUGCUGAUGGUAUGUUUGAGUCGGUGGUCAUUUUUUUUCCAGAUUAGAAGCAAGGAGUGAUGAUGAAGCAGAGCAAAGAAGUCCACAGACUCACAGAAGAUGGCUCCCAGGGUAUAUGGGCAAUGAAAACAGGGAGAUGUAGACAUGUGUUCUCCCUGUAACGAGCACAGCACGUGAUAUGUGGCACCUGCCCGCCGAGAGGGGAAGCUGACGUGUAGCAUGUACGGUCAGCACAUGGUGAGUGGGCAGUGUCGCGGGGAUCAUCACUUUCUCUCUCCAGAAGCAGAAAACAGUGUUGGAGGCAGCACUGGUGGCUUUCAUGUAUUUUCCUCAGCCCUGUGAGGAAACUGAAGCCCACAGAGAAGCUGUAUAUCCCAAUGUGCCUCUCCCAGUCAACAUGUUGUUCUUCUGUUCAGCUGCUUUGGAUCAAGAGGGAGAGGUGUCUGCCAGAACAUCUCUCUGCAGAAGCACAGGCAUGUCAGAGAUUAGUGAAUAAUCCUGUGGGCUCCAAGGUCGAUGUAAGCUCUUUGAAACUGCUGGAGAGCAUUGUAACAUGCUUCUGUGCUUGGCAUUUCAAUUUUUAUCCCGUGAUAUCUCCUUUUCCUUUGCUAACAACACUGGCAGCAAAACCCAAAUGUAGAAACAUGAUAGCAACAAGACAAUGAUGUACAGGUUUGUGUGCUUCUUAUUUUUAGAAAACACGGUGACUUUUUGGCUGUGGUAGAGGUUGUGUUCAUCAAAAUAUUUGUUUACCAAGCUGCAACUCAGCAGGGUGGGCAGAGCCUGAAUCACGAAGACCCAAGACUGAGGUUAGAAGCUGACUCAAUGAUAAGAUUGUUAUACAUCUGUCUGGGGUCGGGCCAUGAAGAUUCAGAUAAAUCACAAAAAUAAAGAAAAAGCAAACAAAAAUACUAAUAAAAACAUAACUAUUUUUUGGUGUAUGAAAUUUUCUGCUUACUGUAGCAGUAAUUCUUAUGUCCUAAAUCUCAAGGGAUGUAGAAGAUGGCAGGGAAGUGUCAACUCCGGGCUGUCAACAAUACCCAGGUUUUCCCUUGUGCCUCAGAAAUUGCUUCCUGAGUCACCCUGAUGGUUGCACUGAUUUACUGGAAACAAAAAUGAUGACAGAAACUAAAAUGAACUGUGUUCUCCUUUCAUCAGCCACGUUAAUAACUGACAUGAAUGGAGUUCUGUUCUUUCAUAGAAGUAAGAACAGUGAAAAAAGCCCUGAAAUUACUGGCAAGAAGAGGAGCCAUGGAAGGAGAGUAUCUGAAAGGAAGGACUGCCCUGCAUCCCAGCCUGCCACUUCUUUCCUGAGGCACCAGGUCAGUGCGUUUACCACACAUAGCUCUUCUUGGAGCUGAAAUCGGGACACUUCUCACAUUGACAGAUGGAGAUCACUACAAUAAAGAUGCAAAAAUAUUAAAGAAAUUUCCCACUCAUCUUUUGAGAGGUUGAAGCCUGGACGUAAGAGUGUGCAUUCUUCAGUUUUGAGUGUAAGACUGGAACCAAUGCCACUGCUGGCAGCAGGGCAGCACAGCGAAGGGACCUUUGCUGGGGGAAGGCAGCAGCACUGCACCAUGAAGUCACCAGUGUGGGGAGUGAGAAACUCGGUUCCUGUGCUCCCUGUUUUGCCAGUCUUUCUGCAUUACCCAUGGCAUGUGCCAUUUAACCUGUCAGUGCCUCAUCUCUCCACCUGGAAAGUGGGGAGCAAUGACAUUUACCUACCUCAGAGGUGCUGAAGGGCUUAACUUGCUUAGCUAGCAUGUGUUUGGGGCACGGUUACGAUUUCUGAGAAGGUCACUCAAUCCAAAGGUUUUUGUCGUAGUUACCAGUGAGUUCUUCAAACGUGUCCCCUGAAUCAGUCCAGCUGGAAGAAAGCGGGUAUCUCCCCUGCCUUAUAAUGAUAUUAAGCCAGAUAACUCCCCCACAUUAUAAUGAUAUUAAACCAGAGAUAAAUGUAGCCCAACAGCCAAAAAGUGAGCACGCACUGUCAGCGAAUAAUGCCUCCUGGCAUACAAAAAAGAGACGUCCUAGUGCUUUACUUUGCCAUUUGUUUUUAUCACACCUCCUGUUCCCUCAGAAGUUACGUGGCAACAAAGACAGAACUUUAGAUCCUAUCAUCUCUGUACUAGCACAGCCUGUAGUCCAAAUGUUAGCUAAUAAACAUAUUUUGGAGAGGCUACCUUACUGUUAUUUUAUAUGCAUGUGUACAUAACUGAUAGAUUGAUGUCUAUUUCUACCAGACAUAAUUAUACAGCCUAUAAAACCAUCAAGAAGGGUAUUUUUCCAUUAAAGGAAAAAAACAAAUAAAUGUUUAUUUUAGGCACCACUUACACUUAUUCAUUAAAAAAUUAGAUGAAAAAUAUAGAUGCAAAUAAAACAAAGACAUCUCCUUCAGGAGGUGUAUGAAUUGUAUUUUUCUGCUUAUUAAGGGGAAAGCAGCUAGGCCAGAAGCUAGAACAAAUAUCUAAAGUGUGGUAUUGACAAUGUAUUUUACCUUUCAUCUCCCCUGGAUUACAAGAGACACCAUGAGCACUGACUUCUAGUCGCAAGAUUCACUGUUUUGAGAAACAGUGCCUGAAGCUAGGCUCUGAAUACUGUUUGAUGGAUACAACCCAAUUCUGUGAAGCACUGAGCAUCUGGACAAUUAACCUACCAAAGGACAGGAUUUUCAGAAGCGUACAAGAGAUCUGGGCAAAUGAAGCCACUUAAUGAAUAUGCCUUCUCUGAGUAACCUGCUCCAAUGGCAAAGAAAGAAAAUGUUAGCCUUGCUCAUUCUGCAUCUGGCUCCAUUGUACUUUGACUUACUUCUAACCCAAAUCAUGUUUUUGAAAGAAAGUAACUCUAUAUAAAUAUAUGUACACAUACAUAUAAUGUCUAUGCAGGUAGCAUAUAACAAACGAAGAUGCUGGGUCACGUACCUAUGUUAAAUAGUGUACAUAUGUGAAAUUGUAAUAUAUCGUAUGUAAAUCGCCAUUUAUUAUUCCCAGAAAACUUAUUAUGUUGAACUGAAAAAGGCUCUUAUUGCAAGCCAAGGGCCAAGAAAUGAGGUAUUGGCAAAAAUUAUAGGUUCUUUCACAUUUUCCUUCUGAAAAAGGAAGUGUUGAGGAGUUUGCAAGAAAGACUGAUGUUAAACUUGAUGUACAGUAAGUACUGUGCUGAUUGCUGUAAUCAAACCUGGUAAUAAAAUGAUGGAUGGAAAG